Messenger RNA from Funneliformis mosseae, 580 nucleotides. Lineage: Eukaryota; Fungi; Glomeromycota; Glomeromycetes; Glomerales; Glomeraceae. The record is from the annotation of a GenBank genome assembly.
GUAUUGUGUAAAAACGUACACUGGACAUUUGGAAUGGGUACGGAUGGUAUCCCCAAGUGAGGAUGGCAAGUGGAUUGUAACCAGUUCGAAUGACCAGACCUCUCGACUUUGGGAAGUAUCAUCUGGAGAAUGCAAGAUGGAUUUUAGAGGUCAUGAUCACGUUGUAGAAUGUGCAAUUUUCGUUCCUGUCAUCGCUUAUCCUUUCAUACGAGAAUUGAUAGGUAUAGAUAAAGAUCCAAAAGCGACAUCUAGAGACCAACCAAUUCCCGCGCAAUAUAUUGUGACUGGUUCAAGGGAUAAAACAAUCAAACUGUGGGACUCAACAGGUCAAUGUGUAAAGACACUGGUGGGUCAUGAUAAUUGGAUACGUGGGUUAGUAUUCCACCCCACUGGCAAGUUUCUUCUCAGCGCAUCUGAUGACAAGACUGUUAAAAUAUGGGAUACGAAAACUGGUCGAUGCACAAAAACUCUAGAAGCGCAUGCACAUUUUGUAACGUGUAUCGCUUUUAAUACGAGUAACCCCGUGGUGGCAACGGGGUCUGUGGAUCAAACGGUAAAAAUUUGGGCUCCUUAUAGGUGA